CACCCCGCUCCCGUGCUGCUGCACACUCUCACCUCUGUUUUCGCGACCCGGAGCCAACGCUACGCGUCAUUCUGCCCGUGCUACCCCAGGCGCGACUCCACACAAUGGCAGACACCUCCACUCCAACCGCACCAACAGAGGCGCUCGCGGUGAACGCGGAGCCGACGCGUCCAACUAAGCCCUCGACCACCUCUGCUCCUACGGAAGCUGUGGCCGCGGAAGGUGGCGACGUCACCAAGUCCGACCAGCCCGCUGCUGCAGGAGACAAACCCGCACCUAUCGCGAGCGCGCCUACCACUUCUGAGGAGCUCACUGCUACCGCUACAACCAUCGAGAACGCAGAUGACAAUGGCUCUGAAGCCCCGGCUGUGGCUGCCGCCUCCAAUGGCACGCCUGCUUCUGCCAAGAAGAGUGGCCCUAGAAGGAAGUCUGGCGCAGGCGUUGCUGAACACAGCAAAAAGAAGGCUCUUAGUCGCAAGAAGUCUACGGUAACACUGCGCCUUGACGUGGAACCUGGUCAAUACUGGUUCGUCGCUAUGCGAGGCUUUCCUCCUUGGCCGGUCAUCGUGUGCGACGAGGAGAUGCUCCCUGAGAGCCUUCUCAGCAAGCGUCCUGUAAGCGCGAAGCGAUUGGACGGCACGUAUCGUGAAGAUUUCCAAGAAGGUGCAAAGAAUGCCAAAGAUAGGCGGUAUCCCAUCAUGUUCAUGGGAACCAACGAAUUCUCGUGGCAAGUCAACACAGACCUUCAACCUAUCGAUAUGGACGACCUCAAGAAAGAAGUGGAGGACAACAAUCAGGGCAAGAAGACCAAGGCUUUGUGGGAGGCUUACCAGGUCGCCGCAGAAGAGCACGAUCUGGCCUGGUUCAAGCAUAUGCUGGCUGAACACGAAAAGGCUACCCUAGCAGAAUCCGCGGCAUUCGAGGAACAAGCAGAGAAGGCUGCGACCACCAAGAAGGAGAAGAAGGAAAAGGGUGGACGACGCAAGAGCGCUCCUGUUGUCGACGAAGAUGUCGAGAUGGAGGACGGAGCAGAGGGAGAAGCAGCUCCAAAAAAGGCAAAGGCCACUAAGAAGCGCAAGAAGGAUGCGGAGAGUGACGCAGAGGGCGAGAAGCCGGCCAAAACACCAAAAACCAAAUUGAAGCUCACCAAUAAGACUCCCAAAGACGAAUCAGCUGCGAAGCCCAAGAAAACCCCCAAGCCAAAGAAGGCCAAGGCAAAGGCUGAGAGUGAAGAUGAGGACGAUUCUGCGAAGGCGGAAGAGAAGCCAAUGACGGAGGCAGAACGCAAGGAGAAGCGUGAGAAGGGCGUACUUUAUCUUCGACACCGACUCCAGAAGGGUUUCCUGACUCGCGAUCAGACCCCUAAGGAAGAAGAGAUGGCCACCAUGUCUGACUACUUUAAGCAGCUUGAGAACUAUACCGACCUUGAGGGCGAGAUCAUCAAGAACACCAAGAUUCACAAAGUACUGAAGGCUAUCAUCAAGCUAAAUUCAAUCCCAAAGGAAGAGGAGUUCAAGUUCAAGUCGCGUUCGGCGGAUCUUCUCACUGGAUGGACUUCAGCACUAUCCUCUGACAUGGAAACUCCAGUGGUUGCUCCCGCAGUUCCCGUGCCAGGCACGACGAAUGGGGUCAAUGGAGAGAAAGCCGAAUCGAAGCCCGAGGAGCCGGUCGCCCCUGAACCCCCUGCAGCAGCAACAGCACCAGCUGAGACACCUGCCGAAGCUGAAUCCACCAAGAAAGCCGAUGUUGAUGGCGAUGUGUCGAUGGCGGACGCCAAAGAUCAAGUGCCUGCAGAAGAACCUACGGCUUCUACUGACGCGGUCGCCGAGCCAACCGCGGCUGCUUGAGGAGUGGUCUAGGAGGUAGAUCUAUUACAUCUCGCGAGCAGGCCAACAAGUCUCGUCCAGCGCUUAGAGAAGAGGCAUCUGGUACUAGGAACCAACCUUCACUGCCUUGCACUUCAGCUUUUUUUGGCUUCUACGUGGGAGUAGCGCGCGGGAAUCUGGCUAGUUUAGGUUGCCGGGAAUUUCUGGCACUA
Molecule: messenger RNA, 2038 nt
Organism: Mytilinidion resinicola
Lineage: Eukaryota; Fungi; Ascomycota; Dothideomycetes; Mytilinidiales; Mytilinidiaceae
Exons: 6
Coding region: 105-1847 (580 amino acids)
Source: RefSeq, a predicted model, not a curated record